GUCCCAUUCAGGAGAUUUUUUCUUCACUUCCUGUCCCAUAGCCAGAACAGGAAGUUAAUGGAAAUCCCUCCAAAAAGUGAAGGAAUCCCAGAACUAGUGAAAGUUUUAUUGAAAUAUUUCCCCUCUAUUCCUCUUCUGGUGACAACCCUAAAAUUCAGGAUUUUCUUUACCUCUCAGCCAGGGGCGGACUGACAACUCAUGGGGCCCCCAGGCAAUAGGGGAUCAUGGGGCCCCUGUGUCCUUGCCCAAACUCAAAAAAAAGCCUAUGAAAAAGGUACCAGGGGCAUCUCAUGGGGCCCCCUACUGACCCCGGGCCCUCGGGCAGUGCCUGAGUUACCAAAUGGUCAGUCCGCCCCUG
Staurois parvus is the source of this 358-nucleotide messenger RNA. Lineage: Eukaryota; Metazoa; Chordata; Amphibia; Anura; Ranidae. The record is from the annotation of a GenBank genome assembly.